AUGGAUAAAUCAACAAAACGGCCUGACAAGAUCCCAUCACCUAUUAGAUCACUCCAAGAUCUGACGAUUAUCGAAGCCUGGGACACAGAAACGAACAAGCCUAAAUAUGUCACAUUCUAUCAUGUUACCCCCGAAGAAGAAGUGUUCUUUGCCCAGUCGACAAAAAACAAAAUGGAAUUAAGUCUUGCAGAGUUCACCGCAGCCCUGCAUCAUGUUCGAGAUGAAGAGAUUUACCCCGAAGUCCCUAAGGACGCCAACCUCAAACUGGCACCCGAUCAUAUCGAUGGCAGUUUGGUGUACAUCAAAAGACCAGGCCUCAAUAAUUAUGAGACGAUGAAGGGAACCGAUUUUAUCCCUAAAGAACUCUUAGCUGAAACACUUACGAUGGAAAAGGUAUCUCAGACGCCACAUCCCCAUAUUGUGGGCUAUUAUGGCUGCCGUGUCAGGCGUGGACGCAUAACAUCGAUAGUCCUUGAGAAGCUGGAUCAAACACUACAACAAUACUCGAGCACUCCCGAAUUUAAAAAGCUGGAUAAGCUCAAAUUUCUCGAGGCUCUCGAAUCAGCGGUGCAUCACAUCCACUCACUGGGCCUAGCUCACAACGACAUCAACCCACACAACAUUAUGGUGAAGGAUGGAAUACCGGUGCUGAUUGACUUUGGGUCAUGUCAGCCUGUAGGGCAGCGGCUUCAGUCACUUGGGACGGAAGGGUGGUAUGAGGAACUGUUCUUUACUUCUGAGACAAAACAUGACACGUACUCUUUGAACAAACUUCGAGACUGGAUUCAAAACUAG
Fusarium fujikuroi IMI 58289 is the source of this 795-nucleotide messenger RNA. RefSeq lists its product as uncharacterized. The record is from RefSeq and is a predicted model, not a curated record. Gene Ontology annotation, biological process: intrinsic apoptotic signaling pathway in response to endoplasmic reticulum stress; IRE1-mediated unfolded protein response; protein phosphorylation. The coding region runs from base 1 to 795 and encodes 264 amino acids. Gene Ontology annotation, molecular function: ATP binding; RNA endonuclease activity; protein serine/threonine kinase activity. NCBI's taxonomy places the organism in Eukaryota, Fungi, Ascomycota, Sordariomycetes, Hypocreales, Nectriaceae. Gene Ontology annotation, cellular component: IRE1-TRAF2-ASK1 complex. The transcript has a single exon.